This is a messenger RNA of Vicugna pacos (alpaca), 4294 nucleotides long. Lineage: Eukaryota; Metazoa; Chordata; Mammalia; Artiodactyla; Camelidae. The record is from RefSeq and is a predicted model, not a curated record.
AUGUAUCACGUCGUCACGCUGUGCACCUUAAACUCACUGACAACCCAGGAAGCUCUCCUUAAUUCUCGGUGCUCAGGUGUCUUUGUACGUGAAAAUGCUUCCUACGGCAAUGAUGGUUUUCUAGCCCGAGGCCUGUGGAACACGCCGGGACAGGCCUUCAUGGAAAGGUUGUGCAAACACGCCUACUUAUCCAUUGCAGCUGAACUUAGCCCGUUCCCAGCAGCGUACUGCCAUGAUGGAAAGGCUUUCCGAGAGAUGCUGGACGUGACUCAGAAACAUCAAAAUGGAAGAGAAGCAACGGGCAAGGGGGGUGGUGACAGGUGCUCCAACCCCUCUCCGCACGGGCCACCCUCCCGGCACCUCGGUGUGGUCCCUGACCUGGCAGUUCUCGGGCCCCCAGAGUUCAGGAAUUUUUAUGGAGGCUUUGUCACUUUGGUGACCCUGGAGGAUGUGGGCUGGGGCUGGAAGUUCCAAGCUUCUGAUCUCACCUUGAUCUUUCUGGUGGCCACUCCCCAUAGUGAAGCCACCCAGGAGCCCCCCAGAAACUGCAUCAUUAGAGCAGAAGCCACUGUUGUCAUCCAGGAUAUUCCAAGGGACGUAGGGGCUCUGUGCAGGCGCUCUUCCCACCCCCAUCCCUCAGGCGGUUACAGGUCUCAGAAGCUCUGUGCAGGCACCGGGGGAAUCCACUGUGAAGAGGACAUUGACGAGUGUUCUUCGAGCCCUUGUCGGAACGGCGGUACCUGUGAGAACUCGCCAGGGAACUACACUUGCCUUUGCCCAUUGGACACCCUUCCUGGGGCACAGUACGGGGGAAGGGACUGUUCUGACAUCCUCCUGGGCUGCACCGACCGCCCGUGUCUGCAUCAUGGGACGUGCAUCCCUCACCUCCAAGACGGCCAGCACGGCUUCCGCUGCCUGUGUCCACCUGGCUACACCGGGUCACUGUGUGAAACUGUCACCACGCUUUCUUUUGAGGGCGAUGGCUUCCUGUGGGUCACAAGUGACUCGGCCAAGGACUCAGGCUGUAACAUAGCCCUCAGGUUUCAGACUGUCCAGCCAACAGCUCUUCUGCUUUUCCGAGGGGACAGGGACGGGUCCAUGACACUGGAGUUGCUAAGUGGCUACGUUCACUUAUCAGUUCAAGUCAGUAACCAGUCAGAGGUGGUCUUGCUCGUCUCCCAUGACACCAGCGAUGGAGAGUGGCAUUCAGUGGAGGUGACGUUUGCAGAGGCUGUGACCCUUGCCUUACUGGACCCCUCCUGCAGGGGAACCUGCAUCACCAGAGCUCCUUCUCCAUUUGGAAGGGGUGGGUCGACAUGUGCUUUCCAGAACUCCUUUCUGGGGGGUUUACCCGAGGGAACGACCCCCAGUGGUGUGGCUCUGCUGGACCUGGACGUCUCGACCGUACCACACACACCCUCGUUUAUAGGUUGUCUCCAAGACAUUCAGAUGGGCUCGAAUCUCAUCACCGCGGAGAACGUCACACCCGGGGCCUCCCUGAACGUCGGGGCGGGCUGCGUGAGACAGGACCAGUGUGAAAGCCAGCCUUGUCAGCACAGAGGCCGCUGCUUCAACCUGUGGCUGAGUUACCGGUGUGAUUGCUACAGGCCCUACCAGGGCCCCGACUGUCACGGAGAGUACGUGGCAGGCAGAUUUGGCCAAGAUGACUCCACUGGAUACGCCGCUUUUCAUCUGGACGAGACUUACGGAGAGGACGUCACCCUCUCCAUGUUUGUUCGAACACACCGCCCGUCUGGCUUACUUCUCAUUGUGGGUCACAGCGCUUACCGACACCUCCGUGUCUGGCUGGAACGUGGCCGACUAGCUAUGCUGACUCCGAGUUCUUCCAAAUUAUUAACAAAAUUUGUUCUCAGCGAUGGAAAUGUCCACUUGAUAUCUUUGAAAAUCAAGCCAAAUAAAAUUGAGCUGUAUCAGUUGUCACAAAACCUAGGAUUUAUUUCUGCUCCUACAUGGAAAUUCCAAAGCGGAGAUGUCCUCUAUAUUGGUGGCCUGCCUGACAGACAAGAGACUGAAGUUAACGGUGGCUUCUUCAAAGGCUGUAUUCAAGAUAUAAGAUUAAACAACGAAAGCCUGGAGUUCUUCCCAAAUUCAACGAGCAAGGCAGCCCACAGUGCAGUUCUUGUCAACGUGACCCAAGGCUGUCCUGGGGACAACGUGUGUGAGCCCAACCCCUGUUACAACGGAGGCGUCUGCUACGCCCUGUGGGACGACUUCUCCUGUGCCUGCCCCGCCAACACAGCUGGGAAGACCUGCCAGGACGUGCGCUGGUGCGAGCUCGGCCCGUGUCCCCCCGGCGCCCGGUGCCAGCAGGUGCCUGGAGGAUUUGAAUGUACUGCAAAUGCUGUUUUUAAUGGGCAAAGCAGCGAAAUAGUAUUCAGGAGCAACGGGAAUAUUACCAGAGAACUCACCAACAUCACAUUCGGUUUCAGAACAAGGGUUGCAAAUGCGGAGAUCCUGCACGCCGAGAAGGAGCCUGAAUUCCUUAACGUUAGCAUUCGCGAUUCCCGCUUAUUAUUUCAGUUGCAAAGCGGCAAUAGUUUUUACAGGCUGAGUCUGACGAGCUCACAGUCUGUGGAUGAUGGCGUGUGGCACCAGGUGACUCUCUCCAUGACUGACCCACUGGCCCAGGCUUCCAGGUGGCAAAUGGAAAUGGACCACCAAACACCUCCGGUGACCAGCGUGGUCGCCACUGGGAGCCUCAGCUUCCUGAAGGAGGACGUGGACAUCUGUGUGGGGGGCCGAGCGGACGGCCCCGUGCAGGGCCUGCAGGGCUGUCUAAGCACAAUAGUGGUUGGUGGCGUUCACCUCUCUUACUUCGAAAACGUCCGGGGUUUCCUUAAUAAGCCUCAGGAGGAGCAGUUUCUCAAAGUCUCGGUAAAUACAGUGGCCACUGGCUGUUUGCAGUUAAACGCCUGCAAGUCCAACCCCUGCUUGCACGGAGGACACUGUGAGGACACGUACAGCUCUCAUCACUGCGCCUGUCCUGAGGGAUGGUCAGGGCCCCGCUGUGAACGCGACAUUGAUGAAUGUCUUUCAGACCCCUGUAUCCACGGCAACUGCUCGGACAGGGUAGCAGCCUAUCACUGCAGGUGUGAGCCUGGAUACACCGGUGUGAACUGCGAGGCGGGCGUGGACCACUGCCAGAGUCACCAGUGUGCCAGCGGGGCCACCUGCAUCAGCCAUGCCAAGGGCUACUCCUGCCGCUGUCCUGGAAAUUUCACGGGGAAAUUUUGCAGACACACCCGGCUACCCUCCGCCGUCUGUGGGAACGAGAGGACCAACUUCACCUGCUACAGCGGGGGCAACUGCACGGAGGCCCAGGGUGAACCGCGGUGUGUGUGCGCGCCAGGCUUCGCUGGGCAAUGGUGUGAAGAGGACGUUGACGAGUGUGCCUCCAAUCCCUGCCUCCACGGGGGCCUGUGUCGCGACCUGCUGGACAGGUUCCAGUGCGUGUGCGACGUGGCCUUCACCGGCCCGCGCUGUGAGAUGGACCUGGCAGAUGACUUGCUCGCGGACGUUUUCGCCGCCGUCGGUUCCGUGACGCUGGCCUUGGUGGUGGUCCUCUCUCUGGCGGUGGUUGCUUCCAUCAUCGCCUCCAACAAACGGGCAACCCAGGGGUCCUACAGCCCGAGCCGUCAGGAAAAGGACGGCUCUCGAGUGGAGAUGUGGAGCGUGCUGGCUCCCCCUGCGACGGAGAGGCUGAUUUAGAGGCAUCCUGUCUCUGGAGGAGGAGAUCUGCACCCAUGAACGGGAUGAUGGCACCCACGGGUUUUUCUGAAACACCUGGAGACAUCCAUGUACGACUGGGACCACUGAAUCUGCAGGAAGCGCUCCUCUGACCACCACAAACAUGUGCAUCGUGGUUCAACUGGUCACCCUGUUUUAUCGUGUUAUAUUAGCCAAUCACAGAACAGUGUUUUUUUGUGCCAGGAAUUUCAGCCUCCUAAUUAGCAAGAACACCUCCCGGGGGACAGCGUCUUCUGCAGAAAGCUCCAGUGCCUGUCCGUUAGACUCUUCACACUUUGUAACCUGGGGACACGUUUUUAGUUUGCCCAUUAGCUGGCUACUGAGAUUUUUUUUUUUUAACACAGAGACAACAGGGGAAAAUAGGCACACUUCUCACUCUUCCUAUAAUGUAGCAAAAAGUUGCGGUUACUACCUAGGAAACAAUGUACCCACCGUCCCUCAGUCACGGAUUCCAGAGAGACAUGGGCGUGGCCUGUGGUUAAAGGGCGAGCCAGCGUCCACAAAUAAAAGUUGGAACGUGGUGGUU